ACGUGACCGCUGUGAACCGAAGAGAUUUUCAGGGAUUCACGCGCUACUUAAGUCCAGCGGAACGCAACGCGUAGCCUACUUCACGCCAUUCACAGCCCGUUUGUUAAAACGCAAAGUUAGGUUGUGUGACAUAAGGAGGGGAGGUCUUGAAUAAAUCUCUACUUUGACGAAGCUCAACAGUGAAGCCGAACCUCUCUAUAGAGUAUAGCCACUGACUCUUGUUUUACAGACCGGAGCGCUGCAUUGUUCAGAAGAAUAGCCGUUAUUUUUCCUCGGAGUUUAAAAAAAUGGGAGCGAUACGCUUCAUACAGUGAUAUCAACCGAAAAGGUAAUAGUUUACCGGGAGACUUCAGUUCUGAGAAGAAUUUCAAGUCAUCUUUCGGACUUCAUUCAGGAAGAAAACACUUUUUUUCAUCGGAGCGGACAAGUAAACGUUUAUUUUUCCUGCAUCGUUUGGCCACGACAUCGCAUCGCAUAACUUAAAUAUACAUCAAAGAACCGGAUCUCAUCCAUAAAAUACAAUUUGACUAAAUGUCAAGGUUAUUAUAGGAAAUCCUAAAUUGCCAUUCAACUCAAACACGUCGUGUAGCCUAUCAGUUGUUUAGUGUCUCUAAUCUGAGAUGCUUUUGUAGAUUAUUAAACUAACAAGCUCGUGGACGACUCUGGUAUUGUGCUGUUGCGAUACCAUUUCUGGCGUUUCAUGCUUUCACAGGAUUAUAGUUUGAAUUAAAAUCUCUGGAUGGACGAAAACGACUAUAUCUCGUUCCUUGUGGAUUACUGAGAGAGAAAUACGCGUGGGAAUCGAGACACCUGAGCCGGAUACCUGUAACUUUUCUCUUUCUCUCUCUCUCUCGAAAGCUCUUCAUCGUACAUGAGAUUGCGCUUUCGGUCUCUGGUUGACACGGUCUUUUUGAUUUAACUCUUACUGAUUUGGUAUAAUGGACGUGAUAGCUCUAGAUAAAGUUCACCAGCAUCACAAUCCAACAGAUUCUCGCUGGGAAUUCGUCGCUGGACUGUAGACGUCGGUCGGGAGAUAUUUUGGAGGAGCGCUGUUGUUUAUCAUCACAAACGGGAUUUAUUCGUGGAAACUACGAUGUCCAUUAUACGCUCUUGGAUGGAAACUCUGUUGCUGUAUAUGUUCAUUACAGAUGUUGCUGGUAAAGUUUCCCCUACCAGUUCCGAUGCUCUCUUCAGCGUCCCUGUUCCUAGUACCACCUCCAGUCCACCAGAAGUUUACCUCCCUGCUAACUUUAAGCUCUCCAACACACAGUUGGGCUUCUUUCUCCAGGAGACCCGAGUUCCAUCAUAUGGCAGCCAACGUGGACACCCUCUUCAGCGCUCCGAAAGCUUUGUGGUCUUCCAGACCAAGGAGCUGCCUGCAAUCAACAUCUCACUUGGGCCUUUCACCCAAGAUCAGACGUUGUCCAAGGACCUACUGCAGCCGUCAAGUCCUUUGGACAUUCCUGGAAGGCUGACGGUCAACUGGAAGGUCCGGGCCUUUAUUGUACAGUCUAGAGUGUUUGCUAGUAAUCCACUGGUUCAGGUGCUGUUCUAUAUCGCAGGGCGAGACUGGGAUGACUUCAAGAUUCAGGACAAGCUUCCAUGUGUGAGGCUGCAUGCUUUUAGAGAUGUUCGAGAGAUCAAAACUUCCUGCAAGCUACAAGGGAAUCUGGCGCAGUGCUUGGCCCAACUGGAUCUCCCUUCCACAUGGUUUAAUGUUAAUGUAGCACCACUGGGUCGCAGAAAGUCUUCAGGAACAGAUGGGCUUGAAUUAAGUGGGGAGACCCUUCAAGUGGAGCUUUACUAUACUCUCCAUGAUCCAGACAGCAAUGAUGAGUGUGGGGAGAGCUACCCACGCCGAGGAGGGGCAUCCAGAGGGGAGAGCUCUUCCCAACAACCCCUUCUGCGUAUUGGGAGCAUCAGUUUGUAUCAGCCCAGUCAGGAACAAUUGGUGGUAGACAAACAGCUUGACAAGAACCUCUUCCUGAGGCUACCAGAGAGGCCAUUAAAGCCAGGAGAGACCCUCAACAUCUACCUGCUCUUGGUCCCAAAUUCAACUGUGGAGCAGUUUACACUCAAGGUGAAAGCAAAGAAAGGGGUGAACCUCCUCAGCACUAAGUCGAAGAGUAACCAGUGGAAGGUUGAAUGGGAUGUACAGUCCGGAGCCAAACACUCGAUUGCAACCGUGGAAGCCAGCAAGAUCAAAGGAGUCACUGGGGACAUGGCUGCCAGCAUUGAAAUUAUGCAGCUAGACUUUGAGAUGGAGAACUUCACCAGCCAAUCAGUCACCAGAAGAAUCAACUGGAAUAUUGAUUACCGGGGUCAGAAUCCAGCCUCGGAUGCAGAGAAGGUGGUCACGGAGCUGACGGUUGUGCAGAAGGACAUUCAAGCCAUCAUUCCACUUUCAAUGGACACUGAGAUUAUCAACACGGCAGUUCUUACUGGCCGAACUGUGGCCAUCCCUGUCAAGGUGGUUUCCAUAGAGAUAAACGGAGCAGUCACUGAUGUGUCAUCCUUUGUGCAGUGCAAGUCAUUCAAUGAGGACAUUGUCAAGGUGUCCAUGAACUGUGACUAUGUGUUUGUGAAUGGAAAAGAGACGCGUGGCUCCAUGAACGCUCGGGUGAUUUUCAGCCAUGAGCACCUGAGUGCUCCUCUUGAGCUCACGGUCUGGGUGCCUAAACUGCCCCUUAAAGUGGAGCUCUCAGACAACAGACUGAGCUUCAUCAAGGGCUGGAGGGUGCCAAUCUUACCCGACCGCAGAACGGCCAGAGACAGCGAUGACGAUGAUGAAGAUGACCGUAAAGUGAGCCGAGGAUGUACGCUUCAGUAUCAGAGGGCCCAGGUUAAGGUUCUGACCCAGUUCCACACAACUUCUACUGAAGGCACAAACCAGAUGAUCACUAUGCUGGGUCCUGACUGGCAAGUGGAUGUGACUGAGCUGGUGCAAGACUCUCUAAAGGUGGUGGACGCCAGGGUGGCUGAGCUGGUUGACAGGACGGUGCUAGUGGCCAACGAGCUUGGAUCAUCCACUCUAAAGGUUGAAUCACCAUUGGCAGUGGAGGCGAUACUGGGUGAAACGCAGUUCUCUGUGGUAGACGAGAAAGUGUCCAUAGUGGAGCUUCGUGUUCAUGCCAUUUCGGGACUGGCACUUAAUCUUCAACCAAGCCCUGGCAACAGCCAUACCAUGGUUGCCAAGGCAACUGGCCUGCAGACUCUCUCCACUCUUAAGCAGGAGGCCAGUUUGUCCAUCUGGGUUUACUACAGCGACAAUACCGCCGCCCCCCUGAGUAUGUACGACCCUAAAGACUACAACCUCAAUGCCUCCACAGCAGACGAUAAGAUGGUUUCGGUGGCUCAACAACCCCAGCAGCGGUGGCCAGUCAUCGUUGCAGAGGGUGAAGGCACAGGAGAGGUAGUGCACGUGGAAAUGACCAUCUGCGAAAGCUGCCAGAAGACCAAACGAAAGAGCGUCAUUGCUUCAUCUCCUGUGUUCGUCAAAGUCCGCUUUGGGCCAGAUGAAGACUCUGAGGAGGAAGUGGAUACAGAGACUGAAAUAGACACUAGAAUUGCUGCCAACACGAGAAAGCCCGCUAUCGAUCCCAACGUAGGUGGAGCAGGGUAUGAGCCAUCUAAUGAGCAACCCGCAAGCGUGCCCAUUGAUUACACCAACUUCCCUACAAUAAGCAAUCCGGAGGAACCAACUGAAGAGGAUGAGGAGGACGACGAGUUCGUGCACAAUAAGCAUAGCAUGACUGACCUUGAGAUCGGCAUGUAUGCUCUUCUUGGCGUGUUUUGUCUCGCCAUACUGGUCUUUCUUAUAAACUGCAUUGUGUUCGUGUUGAAGUAUCGCCAUAAGCGCAUCCCUCCUGAAGGCCAGGCCAACAUGGACCAUUCCCACCACUGGGUCUUCUUGGGUAACGGGGAACCCCUGCGCACCCAGAGCGACCUCUCGCCUCAGACGGUGGAGAGCCCCAGCAACACCUUGGAGGGGGUGCAAACUUGUUGUCACGGGGACCACCACAGCAGUGGCAGCUCCCAGACCAGCGUACAAAGCCAAGUCCAUGGCCGAGGAGAUGGCAGCUCCGGCGGUUCCACCAAAGACCACGGAGAAGAGGCCAGCUCGCCGACCUCCAAGCGCAAACGUGUCAAGUUCACCACCUUUACCCUUCCCACAGAGGAUUUACCCUACAACUCCAUCCCCAUUGCCAACGAAGAGGACAUUCAGUGGGUAUGUCAAGACAUGGGCUUUCAGGACCCAGAGGAACUGCACGACUACAUGCGCAGGAUAAAGGAAAUAGCCUGAUCGGCUAUAUGCUUUCUAAAGACGUUCCUUUCUAUUUUUCUCUCUUAAUUUUCACUCUAGAGGAGGUACCUUUCACGAAAAAACAACCAAGGCCUAGUGUCCAGUUUUGUUGGGGUUUUCUGCACAGUGCUGUUACAUUGAAACUUGUACAAACUAAAAAAAAAAAAAUAUUCAUGACGCUGCCAGGGAAGCCAAAGAUGAGAAAAAUGGCUUUAGCGGUGUGUGUGAUUGCUGCUCAGUAGAAGGGUGAGUGUACAAUCUUUAAGGGAAACAGAGUUUUUUAGUUGUAAACACUAAUAUCAAAGUGGAAUCCUGAAGUACUCAAUCAUGUGUGGAUCACCCUGCUGUGGAUAGGAUCUUUCUCAGAGGAAUGCCUGGAGUCUUGGCACUGUGUCCAUUCUUCUUCUUCUUCUUCUCUCUUUUUUUUUUUAAUUCAACGGAUUCUUCUCCAACAAAGAGGCCUUUGAAGUGCAGAUUCUACUUUUGUCCCAGAUUUGUGUUCGAGAUGGAUCAUUUUCAUGCCAUUGUUGACAAACCUGACACUUAGCCACAGAAACUGUCACGUGAGAACGUGCCAAGGAUUCUUUUCUGUCAGUGUUGGAAAAGUCGAAUGGUUUUAUCCCCCUGCCCCUCUUUUCAGCGUUAUCUCAUUUCAACACAUGCCUUGGUUGUUGAAUUAGUUCUUCGUCUGUCUUUGGUAUUUCAUAGUCAUUCUCAAUCUGGAUGCCACCUCUGCUUCUCUCACUGUCUUGGUUAAGUCAAAUGCCUUAUUAAAUGGAUCUCAAUAGUCACAACCUCUCUCUGUGCUGACACCGCAUUUGUUCACAUUAGUAAGGGCCAAAGCAGGGAGCAACUCUACAGAUGUCUGUAUUAAACGUGUCGGCAUGGGGAAGGCGUGAGCUUGUACAUUGUGGAGUUAGAUAUCUUCUCCAACAUUCCUCUGCAUGAAUGGAGACUUGGAGGCACAAUUUUGUUUUUGUUUUUUACUUUGUAUAUGUUUGUAUUGUGAGAAUUAUCUAAUCAUACAUAAAUGAUAAUAGAGGACAUAUCAUGCUACCAUGCAUUACAUGCAUGUGCCAGACUCUCCCUCCUGUGUACAUACCACGUUCAGUACAUAACGACUGCUGACGCUUAACUCUCAAUUACUCGGUUAGCCUGAGAAAUAGGGAAGGCAGAUGCCACAUAGGGAUUCGGCAGCCGGAUACUUGAAUUUCAGUGAGGCUCUCUUUUCUCUUUUUCUGUCUCUUGACUGAUCUCACCGUGAAUUCCCAUCCAGGUGGUAAUAGAGUUAAGAUCUCUGGUAAGGAUAAAAUGCUAUGCAAACACACUGGAGGGGUUGAUUAUUGUGGUUAAGUAAAUCUGCCCCAGAUAUCAUUAUAGCACCACGGUUCCUUUCGUUAUUAUACCAAGAAAUAUCUCAAACUAGUUUUUCGUUCUGUUUUUAACUUUGAAGCUCGCUAGAGCUGUUAAAGAAAACGCCACAAAAUGCGGUAGCACAGUAGAUCAAGCCCAAAAAUGUAAACAUUUACUAGUCUAGAAAGGGUUAAGCUGGUAACGGGUCUGGAAGCUUUUUUGUGGUGGGGCACAAAGAACUUGUAUCUGUAUUGCUGCUGACCUAUCACAGGUUAGUUUCAGGGUUACAGUCCCCCCAGUUUCUUCAGGAUGUCUAAAUUCACACACUGCAUUGAAUGCUUAUUUCCCACUGUGCUUAUUUGUAACAUGCAGGAUUUACCCUUGACUUUGUUUUUAAUAGUCUUAUUAGUCAUUUUCCUGUAACCAGGAGGGAACACCUAUAGUUGCUUUCCUUGUUUUAUAGAUUUGAUUCUAUUAAUUUUAUUUCAAAGAAAAUCACCCCUAAUUUAAUCAGGGGCCCUUUGCACUCCAGAUAAGAGUCACAGAGAACUUAAUACUGACACCUCUUCACGUUUCUCCUAUGAUUUGUUUGUCCCCUUCACUCUUUCUCCAAAAUAUAUAAACCCUCAGUCUUGACGUGUGAUGAUGUAAAAUGUCAAGGUAUUAGGUUUUGAUUGACAGCUGGAGUGUUGGUCAAAGGUUUAGUUUGACCUACACUUUACCGAUAUGGAGGCUCAGAACUGAAUGUAAACUUUUCAACCGUACCUUGACGAUCAAAAUGAACAUAAUUUCCAAUGUAUUAUUAAGGUUUUCUGAUGGGGUACAUGAGACUCGAUACGACUACUAGCAAGUCUCUGGUAGCAGCUCAUACACUUUUCCGUUUUCUGAAAUGAAGUGUAACAUCACCAUCGGACAUUUUUGGUUGGUUUCAUAUUGUUUUCUACUUUCAACUGAUGUAUGUAUGUAUGUAUAUGAAACAGCAGUUGCAUUAUCCUCGCUUUCAUUUUUCUUUUUUAAGAGGAGCUGCUACUAGGCCUUUGCCUUGACCACAUGCUGUGUUGUGGUGUAGAUUUGAGCUGUACUCUUUGACCUGCUGAAGCACGGUACUGUCAGCCAUGUGCUGUCACACCCUUAAUGUACAGAGCACUGUUACAACAUCCUGUAUCCUCCCUAAAAAACAACUGUUGUAUUUCCCUCCUUAUAUGUAAGUACUAAAGAAAAUACAAUGCAUAAACUUGGUGUUAUGUCUUUUA
Molecule: messenger RNA, 6909 nt
Organism: Megalobrama amblycephala (Wuchang bream)
Lineage: Eukaryota; Metazoa; Chordata; Actinopteri; Cypriniformes; Xenocyprididae
Gene: tmem132e
Product: transmembrane protein 132E
Exons: 9
Coding region: 1094-4303 (1069 amino acids)
Source: RefSeq, a predicted model, not a curated record